AUGAAUUACGGUACGUCUUCUCCGACAUCCACAUCAGACUCGCGACACAACACGCCUCUAACUUCCGAUCUUCUAGUACCCGACGCUGUCGUGGAGGCCAUCGUAGAUGGCGGCUACCUCCCCGAAUUCCUCCUCCGCCGGGGAAUCCGUGGCCAGCUGCAACAACGCAUCGACAUCAUCAAAACCACCGGCCUGGCCGAGAGCUACGAGACCAAGAUGAAAUACGUCGAGCUGCUCCGAAGCAGACCCAUCGCCAUCGAGACCGCCACCGCGAACCAACAGCAUUAUGAAGUCGGAACCGGCGUUCUGACAAACAUGCUCGGCCCACGGAUGAAAUACAGCGCCUGCCUCUAUCCCAAAGGGACCGAAACCCUCGCACAAGCCGAAAUCGCCAUGCUGGAAAGCUACGUGCAAAAAGCGCAACUCAAAGAUGGAAUGACAAUCUUCGACCUCGGGUGAGUACUUCCCCUAAAAUCACCCUUAUUCCUCAUCACAGCUAACCACCAUCCUCCUUCUCAAAAGAUGCGGCUGGGGCUCUCUCUCCCUCUACCUCGCCGAAAUCUUUCCCAAAGCCCAAGUCGUAGCCUUCUCCAACUCCCGCACCCAGAAAGCCCACAUCGACACCCAAGCAAAAACCAAGAACCUCACCAACCUCGAAGUCCUCACCGGGGACAUUGCCACCUACGACUUCCAAGCCACACCCAUGCAAGGAGCGUUCGAUCGCGUCCUCUCGAUUGAACUAUUCGAACACAUGAAGAACUACGAAUCCCUCCUAUCAAAAGUCGCCACCCUUUUGAAACCCUCCGGAAGACUCUUCGUGCACUUAUUCGCGCACAAAUCCUCUCCAUAUGACUUCGACAGCGGCUGGAUGACAGACCAUUUCUUCACGGGAGGGACGAUGCCUUCUGCGGAUUUAUUGUUGUACUUCCAAAAGGAUUUGAAAUUGGAAAGGCAAUGGUGGGUGAAUGGGAAACAUUACGCGAAGACUUGCAAUGAUUGGUUGAAGACGAUGAAUGCGAAUAAAGGAAAACUGUGGCCGGCCUUGGAGGAGACGUAUGGCAAGUCGGAGGUGAAGAGAUGGUUUUACCGAUGGCAGGUGUUUUACAUGGCUUGUGCGGAGCUCUUUGCUUGGGAAGAGGGUGAGGAGUGGGGGAUUUGUCAUUAUCUGUUUGAGAAACCUGCGCAGGCUUGA
Messenger RNA from Lecanosticta acicola, 1192 nucleotides. The record is from the annotation of a GenBank genome assembly. NCBI's taxonomy places the organism in Eukaryota, Fungi, Ascomycota, Dothideomycetes, Mycosphaerellales, Mycosphaerellaceae.